This is a messenger RNA of Nerophis lumbriciformis (worm pipefish), 2150 nucleotides long. RefSeq names its product acyl-CoA dehydrogenase family member 11-like. Gene Ontology annotation, molecular function: acyl-CoA dehydrogenase activity. NCBI's taxonomy places the organism in Eukaryota, Metazoa, Chordata, Actinopteri, Syngnathiformes, Syngnathidae. The record is from RefSeq and is a predicted model, not a curated record.
GUUUUAUUUUGAAAGUGAAGGUUUAGCGAACGUAAACAAAGUGCUGCUGCACUGUCUAAAAGACUGUGGCCAUGUCAGCCGCACUGCGUUGCCUGUUGGGAGGCUGCAGUAGCUGGAGGCUGUUGUGCGGUGUCACCCAACAUCCCCUCCACAUCAGAUGCGUCGGCGGUGCAGCUGAAGUGGGCACAAGACCGUCUAAGGAAGAGCAGCUCUGGGAAACAGAGGGAUCCUUGCCCUUUUCUGCAGCCCGUCUCGGACCUUUCUUUCAGGACAGACCUGUCCUCAAGAACCCUUUUUUGGAGGAUGCCUUGCUCAGGGGGUACUUAAGGAGACACCUUCCUCAGGAGGCAGUCUUCUCAGACUUGCGUGCCUUUGGCGAGCGCGUGGCCACUGAGGUGGACGGUUGGGGCAGAGAGUGUGAGGUGACUCCGCCACGCCUGGAACAUUUUGACCCUUGGGGCCGCAGAGUGGACCACAUCUUGACCUCUCCGGCAUGGAAACGCAUGAAAGAGCUGUCGGCGUCUGAGGGAAUGGUCGCCAUCGCCUAUGAGAGAUCGUUUGGAGAGUGGAGUCGGGUUUAUCAGAUGAGCAAGUUGUACCUCUUCUCCCCCUCCGCUGGACUCUACACUUGUCCUCUGGCCAUGACUGACGGAGCUGCCAAGGUCAUUCAGUCCAUAGGAGUUACAUGGCCGGUAGAAGAAGCCUACAAACGACUGACAACACGUCACCCUGAACGUUUCUGGACAUCCGGACAGUGGAUGACGGAGAGACAAGGAGGCUCCGAUGUAGCAAAUGGUACUGAGACAGUGGCAGUUCCCCAAACAGAUGGUUGGUACAAACUCCAUGGCUUCAAGUGGUUCACCUCUGCCACUGAUGCAGACAUGACGCUUACACUAGCCAGAGUGCGCGACAGAGCAGGAGCGACCACCCCGGGUAGUCGAGGUUUGUCUCUGUUCUACGCCGAGGUGAGUCGAGACCAAGAUGGCCGUCUGAGAGGGAUAGAAGUUCAGAGGCUGAAGGACAAGCUGGGAACCAGACAGAUGCCAACAGCAGAGUUACUGCUGGACGGCCUGCUGGCACACAAGCUGUCAGAAGACGGAAGAGGUGUGUCCUCCAUAGCUAACAUGCUGACUAUAACCAGGAUCCACAACAGCAUCUCUGCAACAGCAGCAAUGAGAAGGGUGGUCCAGUUAGCUCGUGACUACGCCACUCGCCGCACUGCUUUCGCAAAGCUUCUUAAAGACCACCCGCUGCACAUGCAGACUCUUGCCAGAAUGGAGGUGGAGACCCGUGGGGCUUUCCUUCUAGUGAUGGACGUGUGUCGCCUGCUGGGCCGAGAGGAGAGCGGCGUCGCCACCCAGCUUGAUGCACACCUUUUGCGUCUGCUCACACCCGUUGUCAAACUCUACACUGGGAAGCAGGCAGUGGCUGUGGUGUCGGAGGGCUUGGAGAGUUUUGGCGGUCAAGGCUACAUCGAGGACACAGGGUUGCCUGGAUUACUUCGGGAUGCACAGGUGCUGAGCAUUUGGGAAGGCACCACAAACGUUUUGUCUCUGGAUGUUCUGCGCUGUGUGGCCCGAAGCUCAGGAAUGGUUCUUCAUGCUUAUUUCACUCACGUCAAAUCCCUACUUGCAGGAGCUUCAGGUGUUUCCUCUCUGAGCCCAGCUGUGGGAGCAGUAGACGGUGCUCUCUCUAAACUGGAGGGUUUUAUCAGGGAGGCAGCAUCCAGACCUACAGGCUACCUGGAACUAGCAGCCAGAGACCUGGCCUACAGCCUGGCACGCAUCUUCACAGGUGCUCUUCUCAUUGACCAUGCAAGUUGGACGGGAGCAUCUCCGUCCGACACCUAUGCAGCUCUCAGGUGGUGUGAACAGGACUUGUGUCCCGUGGUUUCUAACCAGACCAACUAUGAUCCCGACUGUCCAGGACUUGAUGCAGCACUUGUCUUUGACCAGACAACUGAGGGCUAAAACUGACACAUUGUACUUCUAAUGUGACAUGCUGUGCUUCUUAAUGUUUGACCUGCUUAUUAUAUUUUUUAAUAAACUACAUCAAUUAAAAAAAAAAAACAGGACCGAUUUCAUUGUUUUUCAUGUCUAAUGGAAUAGAGAAAAUACAGGCAAACAUUGUAAGUAAUUACUGUUAGUUUA